This is a messenger RNA of Schistocerca americana (American grasshopper), 8498 nucleotides long. RefSeq names its product neprilysin-2-like. The record is from RefSeq and is a predicted model, not a curated record. Gene Ontology annotation, molecular function: metalloendopeptidase activity. NCBI's taxonomy places the organism in Eukaryota, Metazoa, Arthropoda, Insecta, Orthoptera, Acrididae. Bases 293 to 2560 code for a protein of 755 amino acids. Gene Ontology annotation, biological process: protein processing. The transcript is spliced from 15 exons. Gene Ontology annotation, cellular component: plasma membrane.
GCUCGACAACAGCCGCCAAGCAGCGGCAGUGAGAGUAACUGACUGUGGUGCCACGUGGAACGGUCGCGUCUCUUGCACUCGUAUCGGAGUCCUUCGACGGUACUGUACGAAUCGCCCGUCGUUGCUCUGUGCUUCUAAAAUCGACGUUCCGCGCUUCUGAACCGAAAACCGAAAAUCCUGUACCGGAACGCAGUGGAAAUAAAUUAUACACAGACAAGCAGUGAUAAAAAGCCGAAAGGGGCCGAUUUUCCGUAAUAAUUAAUUGCUCAGGGCUUUUUUUCCUCCAACCACGAUGGCGAACAGCGCUACGCAUACCAUUAUAAAGCAGCCUACGUGGUGGCGCCGCCGCACCGCCGCGGAGCGCAGGCUGGUGCUGACACAGACGGUGGCGCUCCUAGCUGCGGUUGGGCUCGCCGUCUUAGUGGUCGUGGUCGUCGCCAGGCGGCAGCACCAGCCCGGGGCUGCCCAGGUGUCGGCAUCCGGGUCCGUCAACCAGAGCCUGCAGAACGUCUGCCUCACGCCAGGAUGUGUCCGUGCAGCGUCCGAGGUGCUCAGCAAACUGGACCCAUCAGUCGAACCCUGUGACGACUUCUACCAGUAUGCGUGUGGCAACUACCUGCGCACCACUAACAUCCCGGAUGACAAGUCAGUGGUGAGCACCUUCUUGGAUCUGAGAGAAGAGCUCCAGGAGAAGCUGCGCAACGCCAUAGAAGAGGAGGAGACCCAAGCAGUGGUCCCCAGGAGCUUACAGCUGGCACGCAACCUCCACACCGCUUGCACAAACAAGAAACGGAUCGAGUCCCGCGGCCUGGAGCCACUCCAGAGGGUCCUGAAGGACGAGCUAGGCGGCUGGCCUGCUGUAGAGGGCGACUCUUGGUACGAGACGAGCUUUGAUUGGCUGCACAGCAUCUACCGCUUCCGCAGAGCCGGCUUCAGCAUCGAUUACUUCAUUAAGUUCCAAGUGAAACCUGAUGUGCGCAACUCCACGCAACGUUACAUGCAUCUGGACCAGGCAUCGCUGGGUCUGAGCCGCGAGUUCCUGCUGAAGGGUCUCUCGGACAAGCGGGUGGACGCCUACUACCAGUACCAGGUCGACCUGGCAGUUCUGCUGGGCGCCGAGAGGACACGCGCUGAGCGCGAGCUCAGGCAGUCCCUCGAGUUUGAGAUAGCUCUGGCCAACAUGUCGCUGCCGAAGGAGGCUCGACAGGACCAGACGCGACUGUACAACCCGCGCACCGUGGAGCAGCUGCAGCGCGACCACCCGUCGGUGCCGUGGCUGGAGUGCCUGCGGGCGCUGCUGCCGCCGCACGUCACCGUUUCCAGCGACGAGGUGCUCGUCGUGGCCGUGCCCUCCUACCUCAAGAGCCUCGAAGCCCUGCUCAGCCAUACUCCCAAAAGGGUGGCGGCCAAUUACGUGAUGUGGCGGGCGGCCAUGGCUGCGGUGCCGUACAUGACGCAGGAGCUGCGGGGCCGCCAGUUCGAGUACCAGGCAGCCCUCACUGGCAGGAGGGAGCGCGAGUUCCGCUGGAAGGAGUGCCUCAGCAUCGUCACUAGACGCCUGGGGCUGUCUGUGGGCGCCAUAUACGUGCGCAGGUACUUCAACAAGGCGGCCAAGGAGGCGGCGCUCGAGAUGGUGGGCGACAUCCGCCGCGAGUUCCUCCGCACCCUGCGCCAGCUGGACUGGAUGGACGAGGGCACCAGGAAGAAGGCACUCGAGAAAGCCAAGUCGAUGGUCGCCCACAUCGCCUACCCAGACGAGCUACUGGACGACAGGAAGCUGGACCACUUCUACGAGAAGCUGGAGAUCAACCCGACCUUGUACCUGGAGAGCAUGCUCAACGUGACCAAGUUUCUGACCAACUACUCCUUCAGCCAGCUGCGGCAGCCCAUCAACAAGACCGAGUGGAUCAUGCACAAGACGACGGACGUCAACGCCGCGUACGACCCCGCCGAAAACUCCAUAGAGAUUCCAGCGGGUAUCCUCCAGGGUGUCUUCUUCAGCGCUGACCGUCCCAAGUACAUGAACUACGGCGCCAUCGGCAUCCUAAUUGGCGACAGGAUCACAGCCGGCUUCAUCGGAGAGGGUCGUCAGUUUGACAAGAAUGGCAACCUGGUGGACUGGUGGGACCCUGUGACCCGCGACAAGUUCCUCAAGAAAGCUGAGUGCUUGAUCUCACAGUAUGGGAACUAUACCGAAGAGCAAACAGGCUUACAUCUGAACGGGGUCAACACGCUGGAGCGGAACACUGCGGACAACGGCGGCCUUGUGCUGGCGUACGGCGCCUACCUCGCGCUGGAGCGCCGCAGCGGCCGCCCGGAGCCGCGCCUGCCCGCGCUGUCCGGACUCUCCCCGCGGCAGAUGUUUUGGGUGUCUGCCGCACAGAACUGGUGCUGCAAGUACCGUACUAAGACGAUGAUAGAGUUCAUCACCACUGGAGUUCACUCCCCAGACAACUUCCGAGUACUGGGCCCACUCAGCAACCGGCCCGAGUUUGCCGAGGACUUUGCAUGUCCUCUCGGAUCCCGCAUGAACCCGCUGGAGAAGUGCCAGGUGUGGUGAAGAGUCCAGCAGAGGUGCCGGACUGUCGGAAGCCUGAUGCUGACAACCGGCUGGAGCCGCUGCCAGCCACACACGAAUAACAACAGAGCGAGAGGAAAUCUAUUGGCUCACACCCCAGCUGCAGAACUGUCUGUGGGGCCUUCACUGUGUGGGGCCUGUGAGAUAGCAGACUCGAAAGAGAGGAGCAGCUGCACUUAAAUAGGAUCGUCCAGAUCCUAUGGUUUCAGCACACGCUCAAUCGAAUUUCCGUCUGUGUGUGUCUGCGUGUUUGCACCAUAAUUACCUGCUCCUGUUUGGAGUAGAUAAAUAAACCUGUGUGCAGAAGCCAUUAGUUUUAUCCUAAGUGUUAAUCAAUUAUUGUAGCUACUGCAGUCUAUCUUACUAAUACUCCACAUUCAUUUAGUGGAAUUAUAUCAGUGGAAAAACUACACCAAUAACAAUGUGUUGUCACACAUACGGUUUAAUGACCGCCAUCUUCAGGUGAGACGCUGCUGCUCCUGAGAACAGUUGAAAACUAGUGCUAAACCCGCAAAUGUCGUCCCCGAACUCUACACGAGGCACGCAUCGCCCACCACAAGCGAUGCUCUCAAGACCGGACUUUUGGCGCCACCCUUAGUGUAACACUGGCGCCAAAAAUACGUUGCACUCGAAGACGAACCUCAAACACUCAAGCCGAUCACACCAAAGAACAUUGUGUUUCGAUGCUGUAUAUCAUAGCGUUCCACAUCCCGCUAAGAGAAAACCUUUGUUUCAAUUAAUGAAAUUUUCUGUUGACCUAAUUUCAAUUACCUUUUUAUGAACACUCUUCAAAAUACAGACGUACCAUAAAAUAUCAGGGUAUCUCAGUAUUCUUCCUAAAUCUUUCAUUUCAACAAUUCUCCACUCUCCUUAACUGUGCAAAUCGACCAGCCGAUGUAAGCUUUCCCCAAAUGACCCAGAAUUUUGGGUUUGCCAGGAUUUCAAAGUCCUAAAUCAUCCUUUAUAAAGCCGAGUAGUGCCCCAAUCUUGAUAGGUAGGCGGAACACAUUCAUAAUAUGAGAUAUCCUUAAAGUCAGAUCUAUGUCGAGGCAUACUGAAUAUGUGCCACACAUCUGUCUUCCUCCUCAUUCAUCUCCAGGGAUGGCUCAAACUGCAUAGCCUGAUGAACCUUCUUCUCAGAGUAUCCAUUUUAUUUAAACACAGCCGCCAAAUGCUGCAAAUUCCUAGGUUAAAACUGGUGACUCGAGAACGCCGUAUGCUCUGCGUACUAGAGUUUUAAGGACACCACGGCGUUGGUACGGCUGGUGGAAGUGUCAUUUUAUGGAGAUAACGAUCAGAAUUUGUCGAUUUAUGAUAAACGCUACGUGACAGAGUACCAUCAUGUUUUCGGUUAAACCCACACGUCCAAAAAAUCGAUGCUUCCCGUCACCUUCAAACUCCGUUUUAAAUUUAAUGCUGGGAGGUAGACUGAAGACAAAUCAUCUAAGAACAUCGUGUCUUUGGGGCAAGACGAUAAAGAUAUCGUCAACGUACCUCAAGAUGUGCACUGGUUGCAAAGCUGAAGUCCCCUAUGCCGUAUCCUUGAAGUAUUCCAUAAAUAAAUUUUGACCUAUAGAAGAUUAAGGACUACCUGUAGCAACCCUGUCAUUCUGAACAGUACCAUUUAAUGAAAAACAUGUCGAUGUCAACACAUGACUACAAAGCUGCACUAAUUGCUCAUCGAGUGUUCCCUAAUCACACUCUAGCACUCUUCCAAAGUGACAUAUGUGAAUAGAGCUACCACAUGGAAAUUUAUAAGUAAAUCCUAAAUGUCUAUGGGUGGUUUCGAGGAUAGGACAAUGAGCUUUGCAACAAAUGUGCUCGAGGAGACAGUAUGAUAGUUAAUUUGUGGACUAGCCCCACGGACGUGAUGCUGUAACCGAUUUAUGGACAAUUCAACUGUCUCCAUACAAGAACUAAAUAGGUCAUGGAGCCCGGAACUGACGAGAAGGUAUCGUUUUGGGACAUACUCGUUUACAAAAAUCAUGGUUAUACUCUGGGACAUAGUGUCUACUAAAAACCGACGAAUACUGAUAGUUAACUGCAUACAAAGAAUUUCCACCCAUCGUACCAAUGCCAUAGCGUGUUUAGAACUCUAGUACGCAGAGCGUAUAUUAUUUCCGACACAGACAGUCUAACACAAGAAGUUUGAGACUUGUGGCUGUGUAAAGGAAAAUGUGUACCGUGAGAUGCAAAUAUGGUGUCUGGACCACCGCCAGAAAUGCCUGCAGCGGAGCGUAGAUCUGUGGGCUUUGUUCCUUUGUGAUGCAAGUAUAGGCUAUCCUUUAACACUGAAAUAAUUUUGAGGAGAUUUUACAUUAAGUGUGUGUACCGUCCACCCGUCAAGGUUAGGGCACUGCUUGACUCUAUUAAGGAUGAUUUGAGACUUAGUAGGUAUUGCACACACAAAAUUCUGUGUGAAUGGGGAAAGCUUACGUAGACCUGUGUAUUUUUGCUGUUCCGGAUAUGUGCAAAGAAAAUCGCCGUCACAAGGGGGUUAACAGCUGGAGAAGUCGACAGUAGCGGAAAGUUAUUUAAACCAGAUACAUGGGAUGAAAUUCAACGAUACGUUUUUGGGAACAGUGUUUGUAAGGAUUUGGUUGAGUCUAUGUUCACAGACAAUUUGAUCAAUGGUGACAAGGGAUUUUGUCUUAGCAGGAAGUGGAACCCUGUUUUACCUAGCAUCAAAACACAGAGAUCUUAGGUUCCGCCGGCCCGAGAGUUUAAGAAUACUACUGCACUGCCAUAUACGAAUGGCGUCGGAGUGGUACUAGGGGCGGCAUAAAGGGCCAGUCAGGGGGGUAAGCAACUGUGGUGCAUGACGCAUGCGCUGUGUAUAAGUCCGGCCUCAGGAUUAGUUUUCACUGAGACUCAGCAGCUGCUUUCCUGAAAAUGAGAGACAGUGGGUCCACAAAAUAUUGAGUCAAGUCGAUUUUGAGAGCCGGCAGCGAAAACCAAGGAUAGUACCAGUGUGUGAAAUUUCCAUAGGCAUUUAUUUUCUCUGCAUGUGUUAUUCGAGCAUUUCACCAGAGAGCAGACAGAAUUAUAUAUCAAUAAAUGACAGUUUUUGCUACCUUUCAUAUGCAAUGAACAAAAAAGCUUACACCGUAUACCAUCUCAGUUUUUCGGUACUAUGUGUAUGAAUUAUGUGGGGAGGCUGCGCAACAAUUAUGAGAUUACAGAUAUAUCAGUCACUCUCCAGGUAUGUGGCAGGAGGACUUGUGUGAAAAUUUAAGUACGAGACGUUCAUUCUUCAGGAAGGUGAAAACUGUCCAGUUAGGAAUUUUGCCAUAUUCGAGAGUAACUAAUGCAUCAUGAAGACGCUGGAAUAUUUUUAAAUGUGUGAUGUAAUCAGUAUUGCCUGUAAUUAGUAAGGGAUUUGAUCAUACCAUAUAUUCCCAUCUGCUGGUCUCGUUGAAGAUAAUCCUCAGAAGACAUAACCAUAUUUUCACUUCGUUAAUGGAAUGUCACUUGUCACUGGGGCUGAUGUGUUAGAUACGCUUCAUGAAUAGACAGAAAACGUCGUCGUGCUGUCCACGACUAUCAUUAUUAUCUAGGCAAGAUAAGGCAUUUGUACAAAAGCCCAGUAAUAUCAUAUUUAAUUAUCAGCCAUAAACUUCAGGACCAUGUUAUGUCAUUAAAGUACUUAAUGGUGAUACUAGCAGUAGGUAUGAAGGGGGACAAAAUCAUGAUACCAGUAACGGGGUUGUCAAAUGGAAAACUGUGAUUUACUGUGACAGUUCUGCUGAUGAGUAAUGUAUUGGUAAUGGACAGCACAUGUAAGACACUAUUGCGUCCAUGUCUGGAGUACUCCUUAUCUCGCAGGUAUGACGGCAUAUGUCAAGAGAUAUCGGGAGACAUGUUUCCAGAAUCAUAAUAUACUAGCAACCUCUAUAGAGAAGUGCAACAGAGAACUUCGAAGAAAUUACAUAAUAUAUUAUCUAGGCGUAUCAUCUGCUUUUUGGAUUUGUCAACUACACGGCAGAAGUUAAGAAGCCUUAACGUAUUUAGCAAAUGGUUCCCAUUUCUGUUCAUAAGCCCUAAGUUCAUAUUUGCACUACUAAAUAUUGUGUAAUCUUUGAGUACCAAGAGGACUGGUUCCUCCAGCAGUUCCACAAACAAAUAUCUUUGUAAUUCAGGUGGUAGUUUACCGAAACAAUAUAAUUUACUAUUUCGGCAACGUUGCAGGUGCAGCUUCAAAUUUUGCAUUAACGAUCUUUGAUUUUUGACAUAGGCAGAUAGCCAUCAUGUUAAGCACUUGUUCUACUGUAGCUGGUUGCCAGUCAUAAUGAUGUGGCUACUUGAAUUUAGUUCUUCAUGGCUAGACCAGUGCUCAUUUACUGAAAGCAUACUGUGGUUUAAGUAUUCCAGCCAAUGUUCAAGUUUAUUGAUUAGUAGUUGAGAGACUCUAUAUCAGUAUUCAAGAAACCUACAUUAUGUAGUGUUCUAUUAGUGAAACGAAUUUCUUGAAACUCAGGUUACGAACACUUCUUCUUCUCCUUUUUCCUUUUUAAGUAAGUAGGGCAUUUUCAUCCUGUUUGUUAUCUUCAGAUCCAGUUUUUUCCUUGAAACUCUUUGCUUCUGAUUGGUCCCUUUUCCUUGGCUAACUGAUUUGUUGAAGAGUAAUUAUGCAGAGGGAGUUCACUCUUUUGGUCUGUGAACAAAUAAUUCUCACGCCGUACCUGUGGAUCUGUGGACGGAGUGAGCUGCGAUCUUAUUUCUGGUCCCCCCCUCUUGUGCUCCUUGGUUCCAGCCUGUAGUUCAAGUACUGCUGUCGCUAGUGCUGGUGGUGCUUCUCCUGAUAGUAUUGUUGGUAUUUCCAUUACUGAUGCAGUGGCCUCACCGUUUUAUGAAGUUAACAUAAAAUUGCGCACAUAAUUUCAAUAAUUUGUUUUAUUUUAGAGCUUAGGAACAUUCUACCACGAAUACGUAAAAGCAUACCGAGCCUUGUGAAUCAUUUCCUUUGCACUAAUUCCAUGUCUAGAAAGUGUGUUUCCCCAUGAUUAACAUAUUUUAAGAAAUUGUCAGUUGGCCUUAAUAGUUUUUAGAGGGAUGACUGUGUGAAGUUGUAUUUGUGCAGUGUUCCUGUAACUAUAAUGGUGUGUAAAACCUUACUAUGAUGUGACACUGCCAAGUUACGUGGCUCGAUGAAACUUGGUCCGUACGUAAAAAGGAUUGCUACGGUAUAGUACACAAAGUAACUGCAAGAAUUACGCAAUAAGACGAUUAGAACUGACUCCUUUGAUUAUAAAAAAAAUAAUUACACUAACGCCAGUACAAUUUAUGAUUGUGCCCUGGAUAAUACAAAUGGGGGAAACGGUUCUUAAUAGAGUGUAUGAUCACCACAGACAGCAAUGCGUGCUCUACAAUGUGCCCCAUUCUGGUCAUAAGGUCGAUAGGUGGUAAGGGGAUUCCUUUCCGUCACCAGCACAAAACUGCUGGAUGGUCAUCUGUAUAUGUGUACGUGCUGCUACAAUAUGUCUCCCCAAUGAAUCUCUAUAGUAAUUGAAGAGUUUUAAGUCGGCAGAAUGGACAGAUUAGAGGGAAGGGGGAGAUGGACAGAGAUAGGAGUGGGAUGAUAUGGGCUGAAGGAAGGGGGGAGGAAGACAUGCCCUGAGGGUGGUUGCUUGCACAGGAGAUGGACAAGCAGAAAGGGGGGGGGAGGAGGAGGUGUACACACAGAGGUGAGGGGAUGAGGUGGACAGUGAGACAGUGGGUGAAAUAAAAAAACUGAACAAUACAGUUUCUUCUCCACAAACUGGGCCUAAGUGAAAAAGUAAAUGAGUGUGUAUCUGUCACACUGCUAAGCAUUCGUUUGGACCCUCAACUGAAAUGGGAUGCACACAUGCACCUGUUGUGAAUUAAACUAUCACAUAUGAUUUAGAUGCUACACAAAUUAAAAUGGUGUGUCACUAAGGGA